Molecule: messenger RNA, 3704 nt
Organism: Pelodiscus sinensis (Chinese soft-shelled turtle)
Lineage: Eukaryota; Metazoa; Chordata; Testudines; Trionychidae
Source: RefSeq, a predicted model, not a curated record
GUCUGUCGUCACAAACGGGGUGGCGACGGAAGGGUGCGCGCAGGAGGAGCGACUUCCGGUGGUGGGCAGUUGGCUGGUGUCAAGAGGAGCGGGAAAUAGGUAAUAAUGGUUCUCACUAAUUUGGGGAAGAUAAUUGGGCUCCAGAAUAAGCCUGCCAGUAUCAGGAAUAUCUGUAUACUGGCUCAUGUGGACCACGGCAAAACCACUCUAGCUGACUGUCUGAUAUCUAGCAAUGGAAUAAUCUCCAACCGAUUGGCAGGAAAGCUGAGAUAUCUAGACAGUAGAAAAGAUGAGCAGAUCAGAGGAAUUACUAUGAAAUCUAGUGCUAUAUCACUGCACUUUGAAAAAGGUGAUCAGGAGUAUCUCAUUAAUCUAAUAGACUCCCCAGGGCAUGUGGAUUUCUCUUCAGAAGUAUCAACUGCUGUCCGACUCUGUGAUGGGUGUAUCAUAGUGCUGGAUGCUGUAGAAGGAGUCUGUCCACAGACUCAAGCUGUUCUGCGACAGGCAUGGCUAGAAAAUAUCCGUCCAGUCUUGGUGAUUAAUAAAAUUGAUCGUUUGAUAGUGGAGCUUAAGUUAACUCCUCAGGAAGCAUAUUCUCACCUUAAGAAUAUCUUAGAACAGGUUAAUGCAAUCACUGGAACUCUUUUCACCUCUAAAGUCCUAGAAGAAAGAGCUGAGAGAGAAACAGAAACUCAGGGGAUUUCAGAUUCUGUACAUGGAGAUCAAGUUUAUGAUUGGAGUGCUGGCUUGGAAGAUACUGAUGAUUCACAUCUUUAUUUCUCGCCAGACCAGGGAAAUGUGGUAUUUGCCAGUGCAAUUGAUGGUUGGGGCUUUGGCAUUGAACAUUUUGCAAAAUUGUAUAGCCAGAAGAUUGGAAUCAAACAAGGAAUACUUUUGAAGACCUUGUGGGGAGAUUAUUAUCUAAAUACAAAGGCAAAGAAGAUAAUGAAGGGUGACCAGUCAAAAGGAAAGAAACCUCUAUUUGUGCAAUUGGUUUUGGACAAUAUAUGGAGUCUAUAUGAAGCUGUUAUGAAAAGAGACAAAGAGAAAAUGGAUAAAAUUGUCUCCUCUCUGGGAUUGAAAAUUGGUGCACGUGAGUCACGUCAUUCAGAUCCUAAAGUUCAUCUCAGUGCCAUUUGCAGUCAGUGGUUACCCAUAUCCCAGGCAGUGCUCUCUAUGGUGUGCAGUAAACUCCCCAGUCCUCUUGAUAUCACUGCUGAGAGAGUAGAAAAGUUGAUGUGUGUUGGAGUUAGAACUUUUGAAUCUCUACCCCCAGAAACUCAAGAACUGAAAAACGUGUUCAUGAAAUGCAGCAGUGAAGAUACAGCCCCAGUCAUUGUCUUUGUAUCCAAAAUGUUUGCGGUUGAUACUAAAACAUUACCGCGCAACAAAUCACGGCCUUUAACACAAGAAGAAAUUGCUCAAAGACGUGAGCUUGCAAGACAAAGACAUGCAGAAAAAUUGAUAGCCAGUCAAGUGCAAGAACUACCAGUACAAGUUCUUUCUGGAAAUGAAUCUGAAUUGACUGUGAAGACUGGUGAGACAAAAGGUGAUGAACAAGAGCUCACUAGCCAAACAGAAAGCAUGACCCUAAAAACUGUGAAACAAGAAUCAGACAACAAGGAGUCUUUCAUUGCUUUUGCUAGAGUGUUCAGUGGUGUGGUGCGAAGAGGGCAAAAGAUCUUGGUUCUGGGACCAAAAUAUGAUCCUGCUGAGUCUUUACACAAGUUACCGUCAGAUUGUUCUGCUGCAGAUGAUCUUCCAACAAUACCUCAUAUGGCUUGCUGUACAUUAGAGAAUUUAUAUUUGCUGAUGGGAAGAGAAUUGGAGGAUCUGGAAGAAGUGCCUUCAGGCAAUGUUCUAGGAAUAGGAGGUUUGCAAGAGUUCAUACUGAAGUCAGCAACUUUAUCAACAUCACCGGCUUGCCCACCAUUUACACCUCUCAACUUUGAAGCCACUCCUAUUGUGCGAGUUGCUAUUGAACCAAAACAUCCAAGUAAGAGUGAGAUGCCUCAGUUGGUCAGAGGAAUGAAGCUUUUAAACCAAGCUGAUCCAUGUGUCCAAAUUUUAAUUCAGGAGACAGGAGAGCAUGUAUUAGUUACAGCAGGAGAAGUCCAUCUCCAGCGUUGCUUGGAUGACUUAAAAGAAAGGUUUGCAAAGAUACAAAUUAGUGUAUCAGAACCAAUUAUCCCAUUCAGGGAGACAAUAACAAGACCUCCAAAAGUUGACAUGGUGAAUGAGGAAAUAGGAAAACAGCAGAAAGUUGCAGUCAUACACCAGGCUAAAGAGGAUCAGAAUAAAGUCCCUGAAGGAGUUCAGGUUGAUUCUGAUGGCCUCAUAACAAUGUCUACACCAAAUAAAAGUGCCACGCUCAGUGUAAGAGCCAUGCCACUUCCAGAAGAGGUAACUCAGCUUCUUGAAGAAAACAGUGACUUAAUUCGUACUAUGGAGCAAUUCAACUCAUCUUUGAAUGAGGAUAAAAAAAUGCAUGAAAUUAAUCAAAAGAUCCUUGGCAAGUUCCAGGAGUUUAAACAAAAAUUAGAACAAAAUCUGCAAGGAAGAAAGUGGAGAAAUGCUGUUGAUCAGAUCUGGUCAUUUGGCCCACGAAAAUGUGGGCCUAAUAUUUUGUUAAAUAAAUUUGAAGGCCACAAAAAAUCUGUGUGGCAGUGCCUUGAUAAGACUACUAAAGAAGUGAGUAAAUAUCGAGAUUUUGACAACAGCAUAAUAAGUGGGUUUCAGUUGGCUACACUUUCAGGUCCUAUGUGUGAAGAACCUCUCAUGGGUGUCUGUUUUAUAAUGGAAAAAUGGGACAUGAGUAAAGUGGAAGAGUACAUGUCUGCUCAUAGGCAGGAUUCAGAGGAACUGGAUGCUACAGAACAGACAAAAAAUGAAGACAAAGUCACAUCUCUAACCAGUAAUACCACUGAAUCAUCCAGUGAAAAUAAGGAACUCCAGGGUACAAGUCAAGGAAGCCCAAAUUCAUCUGCGAAAUCAAGUAAACGCAAAGGAGAAAUUGUGAUUGCAGAUUGUUAUGGCCCUUUCUCUGGACAACUGAUUGCCACCAUGAAGGAAGCUUGUCGUUACGCCUUACAAGUGAAACCACAGAGACUUAUGGCAGCUAUGUAUACAUGUGAAAUUAUGGCCACAGCAGAUGUUCUAGGUCGUGUAUAUGCCGUCUUGUCCAAAAGAGAAGGCCGCGUAUUACAAGAGGAGAUGAAAGAGGGGACUGACAUGUUUAUUAUUAAGGCAGUGCUGCCAGUAGCAGAAAGCUUUGGGUUUGCUGAUGAAAUCAGGAAGAGAACAAGUGGCCUGGCCAGUCCGCAGCUGGUGUUCAGCCACUGGGAGGUAAUUUCAAGUGACCCAUUCUGGGUACCAACUACUGAGGAGGAAUAUUUGCACUUUGGGGAAAAAGCAGACUCUGAGAACCAGGCCCGCAAGUACAUGAAUGCAGUGAGAAAACGAAAAGGACUUUAUGUAGAAGAAAAAAUUGUGGAACAUGCUGAGAAGCAAAGAACUCUCAGUAGAAAUAAGUAACUGCCUCUAUUUUCAGUUCUACUCAAACUCAGCUAAGUGCAGGUGGAUUAGUUUCUGUACAGCAAAUUCAAAAUGUCAUUUUGGACUUGCAGUUUUACACAAGAUUUCAUAUGUGGUGUAAUUUGUCCAUGGCUUCAGUUGUAAUAAACUUGAGCCUUUCCAGCCUUUUA